CCUUGCACAGCUGUGAUAUUUCUUUGUUAAAAACAAUGCCUAAAUCGAAAGGCUUAGACGCUAUAAUGUUCUCAAGUAUAUCUAGAGAAUCGGAAAUACUUAAUAAGAACGGAACCACUAAAUUUAAUUUUACAAAUAAUUUACAAAACCAAAAUUUUUCCCAUAUAGCCCCUGCUGACCAAAUUGAUGUUCAAUUCAAUAAUCUAACAUUGUCAAUUAAAGAAGGCAAUAUAUUUCGAAGAAGAGGUACAAAAACUAUUCUUAAUAAUUUGUCAGGUAAAAUGAAAUCGGGACAUUUGACAGGAAUAAUAGGACCAUCUGGUUCAGGAAAAACAACAUUAAUGAGCCUUCUUGCUGGAUCAAAGGCCAAACCCACAUCAGGGGAAAUUUCAAUUAAUGGAAGAGUUAGAGAUUUAAGAAGUUUUAGAAAAAUGUCUUGUUAUAUUAUGCAAGAUGAUCAUUUAUUACCCCAAUUGACUGUUUGGGAAUCUAUGAUGGUAGCCGCUAAUUUAAAGCUAAAUGAGACUCUUACAAAAAAAGUCAAAGAGCAAAUAGUAACUGACAUUCUUUGGCUGAUGGGCCUAUAUUUUAGCCGGGACACUAGAGCAGGGAAUUUAUCGGGAGGUCAGCGAAAACGCCUUUCUAUCGCUAUGGAGCUUGUCAAUAAUCCCCCUGUCAUGUUCUUCGACGAAGCCACUAGUGGCUUAGAUUCUGUUUCGAGUUACCAAUGCCUCAAAAUACUUAAAACGUUGGCUCAAGGUGGAAGGAAUAUCAUAUGUACCAUUCAUCAACCAAGCGCUAGAUCAUUCGAAAUUUUUGAUGAUCUCUAUAUAUUAGUUCACGGAGAUUGCCUAUACAAAGGACCUCAGAAGGAUAUGCUACCUUUCUUGCUAAAACACGAUAUAAAAUGUCCGCCGUUUCACAAUCCCGCCGAUUUCAUAAUGGAUAUAGCUUGUGGCGAAUACGGAGACGUGGUGCCCAAACUGAUCGAAGCUAAUCACAACGCUCAUGGCGAUUUAUUGUCCCGUUUCGAAAAUAUGGAUGACUCUAAAAAAGAAACGGAAGAAACGCGGCCUUUGAUUGGACCUAACGAUAACGAUAAAAGCUGCCUCUCUAAGGAGGCCAAUAGCCAAAGCGUCAUCACAGCUUCAAACCAUACCGUCUUAAAUUUUCAGCCACAAAUCAUCGACCAAAAUAAAUCCAACUACAACUCCCUUGAUAUGGAUCCAAAUAAAAAGGUCACGUCGGACGAUAUGAUCACGAAUAUCACUCUCCAAAAUCAUAAACCAUCCAAAACUCGUGUUUUGUUGGAAAAGCUGCAUUUGACGAAAAAGCAUUACCUCGAUAACAGUUCCGAUGCAGCUAAGAAAGAAAGUUCUAGAUGCUGUUGUUACACUUGCUAUACCAAUAGUGGUACGGAAGCUCCCGACAUAUACAACAUCCACCACUCGCCUCCCAAAUCGAAGCUCAACGUCAGUUUUUGGGUUCAGUUCAAGGUUUUGCUUGUCCGUUCUUUCCUCACCAUCUUACGAGACACUACCCUCACGCGUUUAAGAUUUGGUUGUCAUUUAGCCGUAGGCUUACUAAUAGGCUUGUUAUAUUACGGCAUAGGAAACGAAGCUAGCAAGGUUUGGAACAACAGUGGCUGCCUCUUCUUUUCCAUGCUUUUUAUCAUGUUCGCAGCGCUUAUGCCUACUGUGUUAACGUUUCCCAUUGAAAUGAUGGUAUUUAUCAAAGAGCACCUUAAUUACUGGUACAGUUUAAAAUGUUAUUACCUGGCUAAAACGUUGGCCGAUCUCCCUUUUCAGAUCGUUUUCCCGCUCAUAUAUUGUACCAUAGUUUAUUGGAUGACCUCUCAGCCUAUGGACAUGAAAAGAUUCGUCCUCUUUCUAACGUUAGCGACUCUCACGGCCCUCAUAUCACAAUCUCUGGGAUUGAUUAUUGGCGCUGGCCUGAAUUUACAACUGGCCGUUUUUCUAGGUCCGCUGACAGCCAUCCCUAUUCUGUUAUUCAGCGGAUUUUUCAUAAAUUUCGACACGAUCCCGCCUUACCUGAGAUGGGUUUCGUACGCCUCCUACGUUAGAUAUUCAUUCGAAGGCGUUCUCCUAGCUAUAUACGGCUUCGACCGAGCACCACUGAAGUGUACCGAAAAGUUUUGUUUCUUCAAGCGUUCCAAGGACUUUUUGGAACUCAUGGACGUCGAUAAUGAAUCCAAUUUCAAGCUCGAUUUCAUAUGCCUCAUUUCUUUUUUUGUAGGGCUAAGAAUAUGCGUUUACUUCGUGCUUAAAUACCGGGUGCUUAGAUCAAAAUGGUGAUUGAAAUUUUUUUAAAAAAAAGGUAUUCUCCCCUUCUUUUUAAGAAUGACCCUAGAAGUUAUUGAGGUGGGGGUCUAACAAUUUUAUAUUUGUAAAACGAUAUCAUUUUCGCAAGGAAAAAUUCUGGCGGAAUGACCGAAAAAUUUAGUAACUUGCGUAAAGAACAGCUGUUAAAAUGAAUUGAAAAAAGACACGUAAAUACAUACGAAAUCUCCAAAACAUCGCCUAAACAUUUUUACGAAUAUUUUUUUAUAUAUAUUUGCGGAGGAGUGAAUAAAAUAUACCUACCCCACCCCCCUCCCAUUUCAUAAUUAUUCUUCAUGUUCUAAAUAUUUCGAUUCAAGUUAUACUUCUUUCCAUUGAUAAUUUUAUAAAUCGUCGCCUGAGAAUUAGAUUAUUCCAUCUCCCCUUUUUGUAAUUUUACAGGUAAGUAAUUAUAAAAAUUAGGUUUCUAUUUUUCAAUAUGAUAAUAUAACCUUAUAUUGGCUAUAAUUUAACUUAUUUUAUAAAUAUUUAGGAUUUUAUUUUGGGCAUAAUGAAAGUACAAUUAUAAAUAAUUGAUUUAUUUUAAAAAGUCGUUUUUGACAAAAAAUAAAUUACAUAUGGAAUAACUCAAUUCUCAGGCGACGAUGUUUUGAUUCAAGUUAUAUUUCCAUCCAUUGAUAAUUAUUUUAAAAAUAAUAACCCAUUUCUAUCGAUAAUAAAAUUAUUUAAAAAGAGGUAUUUUUAUAUUAAAAAAAAAUAUACCAAAAAAGUUGCUUUUAUUUAAAAUAUUCAUGCCAUUACCAAAACAAUUUUUGUAUAUAUAAAAAAAAAUCAUUGAAUUUUGAAAAUUUUUACUGUACCUUACUACUUUAUUUGUUAAAAAAAAAUCACAUUGUGUUCCAAAACAAUAUUGAACAAAUGUUAUAGACAUUCCUAAUUUCCGCGCAUAAAACCUUAUAAUACAAUAUUUAAAAAAACUCAAUAUUAUUUUAUAUUUUAAUUUUAUAUUAAAAAUUCCCUACAUGUCUAUCAUAUAAUCCCCCCCCCCCAAUAUAUUCUCAUGCUUUACCCUGCAUUCUACUUCGCGAAUCCUUGCAAACUAUGAAUGCAGAGUUAUAUGGAAAUGGUAUAUUUUUUAGGACUGAGUAAAUUUCAAAAUGAAAAAUACUUUUUUUUAAACAUUUUUCUUUUAUUAUUCCUCCUUGUAAAAUAUUAAAAUUAUAUACGAGAAUUCAAAUGUGUGUGCAUAUAUAUAUAUUAUAUUCUUUUGUUCAGCAAAUUUUAUCAAUUAUUUUUUUAUACUUAUAAAAAUGGAUUUUUGCUCAUCUUAUUUGGACUUCUAACCAUAACAAAAUAAAUAGGAAUUGAAGAAAAUAGUGAUAAAAAAUUGAUUUAUUUUUUUCAACCAAACGUUUUCUUCCAAACGAAAGAAUCUAUCUAUUUUAAGAGAUAAUUAUUCGAAUCUUCCAUGUUUUUCAAAUUUUAGCUUUGUAUUUUUUUUGUUUCACUUACGGAAAGAAAAAUUACCUCUUGUUGAAAUUGCCUUUCACACAUAAGAUACUUUUUUACGUUACAGUAUGAUUUUUUAAAAAUUUUUUCUCAAAAUACUACAUCACAAUAUGUUAAAGAUUGUAUUACAUAUAUAUAUAUAUAUAUAGUAUAUUUAUUUAUUUUUUACCAAAGAAAAAUACAUUUUAAGGAUAACAUUUUGAUAUCUCUAUUAGCCCCCCGAUGUAAUGAUGGUUGAUAUAUUUUUUUUAACAUUAGUGAAAAAUAUUUUUUACAAAUUGUGUAAUAAUUUUCUGAGCCCAUUUCUAUAUUUAUAUAUUUAUAUGUAUUUUUUUUUAUUAUAAAUAUUAUAUAUUUCAAUUUUGAUUUAAAAAUUAUUAUUUAACCAUGAUAUUUUUAAUAAAUUAGGUU
Molecule: messenger RNA, 4220 nt
Organism: Gordionus sp. m RMFG-2023
Lineage: Eukaryota; Metazoa; Nematomorpha; Gordioida; Chordodea; Parachordodidae
Product: ATP-binding cassette sub-family G member 4-like
Exons: 15
Coding region: 36-2315 (759 amino acids)
Biological process (GO): transmembrane transport
Cellular component (GO): membrane
Molecular function (GO): ABC-type transporter activity; ATP hydrolysis activity; ATP binding
Source: RefSeq, a predicted model, not a curated record